AUGUUAAUUGUACGUUUUCAGGCCCAUAUUGUAUCCGUGAUUUUGGAUGUUCUGAAUCCAGAACAAAAAGAGGAAGAAGAUUUCCAUAUACAAAUUGAGAAAGAUCCGGCUCAGGAAGAUUUCCUUCAAGGGAGAAUGACUGGAAAUCCGUACAAGUCAACUGAUGUCGGUCUUGGCCCACUUAUGCGAGAUAUAAAGAAUAAAAUUUGUCGUGACACCGAGAUGAUCGCCCUGAUGGAAGACGAUAACGGAAUGGAGCUCCUGGUGAACAAUCAGAUUAUUUCCCUAUCGCUGCCAGUUCGAGCCGUCUACGAUAAGUUGUGGAAGAAAGCCAAUCCGGGACAACCAAUGGUUAUCGUUUACAGAAUGCGUGGUUUGCUAGGAGAUGCAGUGGAGUCCUUUGUAUCCACACUCGGAGAAGCUGAUGGAGGUAGAUAUAGUUCGAGUAUUGAUUCUGCGCGCCUGGGAUCGAUAUUCAUUCAUUUCGUGUGCAUGCUGAGCAAGCGGACUGGGACAACUAUACAAAGCCUCGAGCUUUUUCUUGAGCCAAAUAAUCCCUCCGGGUGGUCCGAGUUCGAAAUUCUGGGUGACUGUUAUGUUUUAGGCACGGAAAGUGUUAACAAAUUCUGUGCUCAAGUAUCACGGGUUAUCGGCAAUCUCGUAGUUGGCAACGAGGAAGCUGAAAAGGCUCUUAUCGCCAUGUACAUUAAAACAUGUCAAUGGAAAGAAAUCGACGAGACGAAUUCAUGUAAUUCAUUUAAGGCGUGCUCCCAUCUUGUGUCAAAUCAUCCACCGCUCUAUUCGGCAACUGAAUCGCAGGAAUGGAAAGCUUUCCUUCUACGACCGUCGUUGAAAUUGAUGCUGUCCUUCAUGCAUGGUAUGGCCAAAUCUCAUGAAGCUAGUCAACGAGCUCUGGCUGAGAAGACUUUACAUAUACUUCAUCGCUUGGAACAGGUUGCUUCCGACAACUCUAUAGGUACAAUGGCUGAGAACGUUGUUGAGGCUCUGAAAGAAAAUACCGAGGUAGCAGCUCAAAUUGAGAAUGUGCGUCAGGAGACUCGACAGAAGAAACGGCAAAUGGCGAUGGCAAUGCGUAAUAAACAGCUACGUGAAAUGGGAAUGCAGAUGGGAAAAUCGGGUGAAGUCAAGGUGGCACACAGACGUAUAGCGAACGAGCCAGCCUUAGAAGGAGUAACAGAUCCUCUUGCAUCAUGUUGCAUCUGU
This is a messenger RNA of Haemonchus placei, 1224 nucleotides long. The record is from the annotation of a GenBank genome assembly. NCBI's taxonomy places the organism in Eukaryota, Metazoa, Nematoda, Chromadorea, Rhabditida, Trichostrongylidae.